UUCAUAACUUCUGCCGCAUGAGUUUCACAGAUUUUGAGUAUUUGCUAGACAAAAUUUCUCCUCUGAUUUCGAAACAAGAUACGGACUUCAGGGAAGCUAUACCAGCGAAAUAUCGUCUAGCAAUAACACUAAGGUUUAUCGCAAGUGGUGACAGUUAUAUAAGUUUACACUAUUUAUUCAAAGUGUCUCCCCAAGCAAUAUCAAAAAUUAUACCUGAAAUCUGCAAAGCAAUUAAUGAUGUUCUAAGAAAUGAAAUAAAUAUGCCAUCAACGGCUGAUGCUUGGAUGAAUAUAGAAAGAGGGUUUAGAAGAAAAUUUCCACACUGUCUUGGUUCCAUAGACGGCAAGCAUAUUAAUAUAGAAAGUCCACCUCAUAGCGGAACUGAAUAUUUAAAUUAUAAGAAAACGUUCAGCAUCGUUCUAUUGGCAUUAGUUGAUGCCCACUACAAAUUUAUAUUUGUUGACAUAGGAUGCCAAGGGAGGAUUCGUUAUAAAACUGGUAAGGUUGUUAAUGGAGACACAAUUUCAAUUUAA
Molecule: messenger RNA, 533 nt
Organism: Leptidea sinapis
Lineage: Eukaryota; Metazoa; Arthropoda; Insecta; Lepidoptera; Pieridae
Exons: 3
Coding region: 18-533 (171 amino acids)
Source: RefSeq, a predicted model, not a curated record